AAUCGGGCCCACUCUGAUUUCUCAGCCAACACGAUUACUCCGCCACCGUUUCAUGUUUUAACCUUGGAUUCCCUUCCUUCCCUUUUCCCGUGCCUUUCUUUUAUUUUUCCUUAAUAUCCCAUGUUUUUGCUUGUGUUUAAAUAACGGGGGGAGAGGCAGCAUGGUAGACCGACCUUGAACGGGGCUGGACUGAUGUUGCAGCUGUCAUAGACUGAUUGUCAGCGUGUCUUGGCGUGUUCUGCGAUCUUUGCAGUUUGAUCUAUCGUGUGUUCAUGUUGUCUGCAGUUUCAGCGAGGGUUUAUUGCGUCUGCCAUUGUGCCAGCUGCUUGUUUAACCAGCCAUUCCCCCGCUGAUUACGAGCGCCUAAUUAAGGAACAUCGCCAGGAAAAAAUGCCACACUGAUCUACAUUCCUUCACCCUUGACGUCAUCCGCCAACUGCCGACCGAGCGAAGUUUCCAUCGGAAUUCACAACUAAAUUGAAGGUUGACCGCCGUAGCCUCCGACGAUGACCUCGGUGGAAUCGCCGCAGUCGCUGUCCUUAUCGGAGCCCCGCAGUGGCGACGGGAGCGGCCUGAAGACCUCUCCGCCGCGCUUCGAAGCCUACAUCAUGACGGGCAACGUGAUGCUGUCCAAGACCAACGUGGCGCAGGCACCUCCGCCCGGGAAGAAAUCCAAGGGCGCGGGCGGCGGCGGACGGAUCUAUGGCAGCAACAACGUGGUGCUGCGCUCGCCGGUACAGGCGCGCCGAUCGCCCGGCGGCGGCGACAAGGAGAACGAGGAGGACGGAGAGAUGAAGGGCGAGUACGUGCAGAACGUGUUCGAGUGCUCGGGGCAGGAUGUGCACGGGUUCACGCUCAACACCGUGGUGUGCGAGAAGGACGGGGCGUCACCGGAGGUCGCCGUGGAAAGUGCCGUUCUGGAUGGAGUGGACGUGCGGGACAGCGCCAGUAGCGCCACUCCCCCGCCCCCGACACCCCCGCAGACCUUAUCCAGCAGUCCCGAGGCCCUGAUCCGCGUCCCCACGCCCUCGCAACGCGCCGUGACCCCCGAGUCGUUGGACGACCGCCCCGUGUGGACGAUCAACGCUCCCGUGGCCAAGGGCGCCGUGGUGACCAGCAUUCCGGCGUCGCCGCGCCGUCUCGGACGGGGAUACCGGGAGAUUUUGAAGGAGGAGACGAUUAUUACUGAUACGACCAUCUCCGAAGUGACCGACACGCAGAUCCAGAGUACGUUUAUUCAGCCGUCGCCCCGGACGCCGCGGCACGGCGGGGAGCGGAGGCUGGUGGAACGGACCAUUGAUAUUGACGUGGUCGACAGUCCACCCAUCGCGGAGCCAGCCCCCGCGGCGGAUGAUAAUAUUCCCGUCGAAACCAACGACGAGUUUGUCGACGAAUCAGUGCAGAUUGAGGUUCCGGUGGACGCCGACGACGUGCAGCUGCAGCCGAGCAUGAUGCAGUCGGAAGAUGUCCCGCCCGCGGUGGACGCGCAGGGCAACUUCGUCCACCCGGAGUCGGCGCGGGCCUGCAUGGAGGUGUUCCCGCUGGACGGGAUGGGCAUUGACCAGGCGCUGCGCGUCUUCCUGUCCCAGGUCAAACUCACCGGCGAGACGCAGGCCCGUCAGCGCGUGGUGGAUCUCUUCGCCAUGCGCUACGUGGAGUGCAAUCCGGAGGCAGUGUAUAAUCGAGACUCGGCGAACGCGGUGGUGAGCGGGAUGCUGAUCCUCAACAGCGACCUGCACAGCGAGCACCGGCCGGCGCAGUCCAUGAACUGCAGCCGCUUCCUGGCCAACAUCCGCCAGCUACCGGUCUGUCGCGAUGUCCCCGACGACGAACUGCAACGACUGUACUAUGCUAUGAAAACCAGCCGCUGCCUCUGCCGCCCGGCACCCAUUUCCAGGCACCCGCGAAAUGGGCACACAGCGGCGGAAGCGGCGCCGGUGAUCGCCUACGAAGGCCUCCUGUACCGGAAGUCCUGCUACGAGCCCGGCGGGAAGGCCACGCGCUUCGGGAAACGGGGCUGGAGCAAAUUCUACGUUGUCAUCAAUGAUCUGUCGCUGGAAUUCUUCAAGAAGCAGGGCGCCGAAUCGCCGGUCCUCCGCGUUCCCCUGCACCACGGGUACGCCCUCCCCGCCACGGACUACCGGAAGCGGCGCAACGUGCUGCGGCUGUACGGCGUGGACCAGUCGGUGUGUCUGCUGCAGGCGGCCAACGAGCCGGAGCUGCAGCGCUGGCUGGACGCCGUCAACCGCACCGCCGCCGUCUUCUCCGCCCCCGUGGCCCUCCCCGUCGGCUCGCAGACCCUGGCGCACCACACACGCCGCAUGAGCACCAUGCGCCCACUCUAUCCCACCGGCAAGAGCCUCCUCUCUGUUGAUGAGCAGAUUGAGGAGCUGCGGAAGUGUGAUGAGCGGCUGCUGCGCGAAGUGGAGGCGCUGAAUGUGCGCCAGCCGGAGAGCAGCUCCGAGGCCAUCGCCAUGUCCGAACAGCUCACCCACUACCAGCGCGAGCUGCAGCGGAACAAAAUCUACCAAGAUAUCCUGUUGAGUAUGACGUGAAUCGACGGAUGUUUCUUUCAGUUUCGGUGUCUGCUUGCCGGAAACAAAGUGCAUACUGUACAACUCCUCUCAUAUAGUCGGGCGUCUUCCCAGUCAUGUUUUUUCUUCUUGGCUCUCACUUCCGGAAUCAUUAUUUUUUCAGCGUUUCUUUUUUUUUGUAUUGUUUUGGAUUAUUUUGCGUUAUUUUUGAGGAUGUGUGCCAAUUGUCGGUAUCUUGUCGUUAUGUUUGUGAUUGGAAUGGCAGAAGAAGGGCGGAGAAAUGAGGUUUUUUGUUUUUAUCUCUUUAUCGAUGAAGCUUUUCCCUUAUUUUUUCUGUUGCUGCGCGUUACGGUGGUUAGUUUGUUGGUGUGAUUGUGCUGCUGUAGUCAGAAUGGAAAUAGAAUGCAACGGCGCGUGCGCUUGUUUUUUUGAUUGCUCAGAUGUGCUUUUUUUUGGCUGGCAAAAACGAUACACUGUUCCUUUUAUUAUUAUGUCAAUUAUGAUUAUGUCAAUAUUGAAAAGUGCAUUCGUUGAGGAUAAGGAAAGCAAAUGAAUGAACACGUAUUUCGUUGA
This is a messenger RNA of Paramacrobiotus metropolitanus, 3107 nucleotides long. RefSeq names its product PH and SEC7 domain-containing protein-like. The transcript is spliced from 11 exons. Gene Ontology annotation, molecular function: guanyl-nucleotide exchange factor activity. The coding region runs from base 507 to 2555 and encodes 682 amino acids. The record is from RefSeq and is a predicted model, not a curated record. Gene Ontology annotation, biological process: regulation of ARF protein signal transduction. Lineage: Eukaryota; Metazoa; Tardigrada; Eutardigrada; Parachela; Macrobiotidae.